Rhodofomes roseus is the source of this 1473-nucleotide messenger RNA. RefSeq names its product glycoside hydrolase superfamily. The transcript has 16 exons. Bases 1 to 1473 code for a protein of 490 amino acids. Gene Ontology annotation, biological process: glucosylceramide catabolic process. NCBI's taxonomy places the organism in Eukaryota, Fungi, Basidiomycota, Agaricomycetes, Polyporales, Fomitopsidaceae. Gene Ontology annotation, molecular function: glucosylceramidase activity. The record is from RefSeq and is a predicted model, not a curated record.
AUGAAGCUUUCGUCUGUAUUAUUCGGGCUGGCUCUGGCCGCGCCCAUUGUUGCACAGGAUAUAUACGACAUUUGGUCCACGACAUGGCAGAAAGACAACCAGUUCACGUACAAGAACCUAGGGUCUAAGCAUAUCAGCUUCGGAUCGCCUGGAUCAACAGGCACGUCGGACAUCAAGAGCAUCGUCGGCUUCGGUGCCGCCAUGACCGAUUCGUCUGCGAAGCUCCUGAACGAUUUGAAGAGCUCGAGUUCAGAUAAAUACUGGGCCCUGCUCAAGUACCUGUUUGAUCCCACCGAUGGUGCCAACGCCGCAGGGUUCACGUAUCUCCGCGUUCCACUUGGAGCCUCCGAUUUCUCGGCCAAAGUCUACUCAUUCGACGACACAAGCGGGGACACUUCGCUGAACGACUUCAACAUCGACGCCGCGCCUUCCUACCUGUUCUCUGUCAUCAACGACGUCUUGUCCAUCAACAGCGACCUCAAGGUUCACGUCUGCCCGUGGUCUCCUCCCGGGUGGAUGAAGGACGGAGGAUCGAUGAACGGCGGCAAGUUCUACACGAGCAUGUCAGACGUCUUUGCCAACUAUCUCCUGAAGUCCCUGCAAGGGUUCAAGAGCAAGGGUAUUACGCCGUGGGCCAUCAGCAUCCAGAACGAGCCGCAGAACAGCAACGGUCACUAUCCCACCGCACUGCUCGACGCAUACUGGGAGGCGAAGAUCGGCCAGACGCUCCGGUCGCUCAUGGACGGCAACGGGUUCAAAGACACGCUCGUCGUCGGGUACGAGCACAACUGGGAUGAUGCCGGGGCGUAUCCGGUCGACCUCAUGAACGAUGCUACGGACGCGUUCGACGGCGUAGCGUUCCACUGCUACGAGGGACACGUCUCGCAGCAGGAGACGUUCCACGAUGCGUUCCCGAACAAGAACAUCUACUUCACUGAGUGCACGGGUUUGUUCAAUGGGGACUGGUGGGGAGAUACCAAGGCUUACCUCAGGAACAAUGUCAUUGGCACCGUCAACAACUUCGCGCGGAACGCCGCGUUCUGGAACCUCGUCCUCGACGGCAGCGGCAACCCCAAGCUUCCCGGCACCACAAGCUGCGGCGGCAAGAACGCCUGCCGCGGUGUCAUCACGCUCAACAGCGACGGCUCUUAUACGAAGAACCCCGAAUUCUACGCUCUCGCGCAGAUGUCGAAGGGCACCAUCCCGAAGGACAAGGGCGGACCGAGCGCACAGCGUAUCGACGCCUCCGUAGGCGGCAACUCGAACCUCCUUGUCUCCGCCUUCGUCACGAAGCGCGCAUCUUCUUCGGACGAAUGGCGCUACAGCCUGGUCGUGCUCAAUCAGAAUGACGACAACAAUGGUAAAUGGGACCCUGUUGAUAUCGACGCUACUAUCGAGUUCCGGGGCAAGCAGGCCAAGUAUACCUUCCCUGUCGGUGUGACCACGCUCUGGUGGUACGCAUCUCCGGAGUAA